CGUGACGUCAUCUGGCAGCAAUGGGAACUCGAGCGAGCGCUGAGAAAAUGAGCAACAUUCCCCUUUCUCGCUCCGAGGUGUUCGGGGAGCUGAGGAAGGAGCUGCACAAUGAUCACGAGUUCCGAAAAUCCGACGCUCAUAUAUUUAUCAUCAUGGGAGCCUCGGGUGACCUGGCCAAGAAGAAAAUCUACCCAACACUGUGGUGGUUGUUCAGAGACGGUCUUCUCCCAGAGAAAACAUUUUUUAUUGGCUUUGCUCGUUCUGACCUGACAGUUGAUGCUAUCAGGGCUUCGUGCAUGCCAUACCUCAAGGUGACAGACUCAGAAGCAGAUCGUUUGUCUGUCUUCUUUAGCAGGAACUCUUAUAUAUGUGGAAAAUAUGCCGAUGGGGAUUCCUUUGCCAAUCUCAAUAAACACAUCCUAACACUCCCUGAAGGAUCAGAAGCAAAUAGGCUCUUCUACCUGGCCCUGCCACCCACAGUUUACCACAAUGUUACCCAGAAUAUAAAACAUCACUGUAUGAGCGAAAAAGGCUGGACCAGAGUGAUUGUCGAGAAGCCGUUUGGACAUGACCUUCAGAGCUCUGAAGAGUUGUCUGCUCACCUCUCGUCCCUCUUCACUGAAGACCAAAUCUACCGUAUUGAUCACUAUCUAGGCAAAGAAAUGGUGCAAAACCUUAUGGUGCUCAGAUUUGGGAACCGCAUCUUUGGACCAAUUUGGAAUAGGGACAGCGUGGCCUGUGUGGUCCUCACAUUUAAGGAACCAUUUGGCACUCAGGGAAGAGGAGGCUACUUUGAUGACUUUGGAAUAAUCCGAGAUGUCAUGCAGAACCAUCUGCUCCAGUUGCUGUCUCUGGUUGCCAUGGAGAAACCAGCCUCCACUAGUUCUGAUGAUGUCAGAGAUGAAAAGGUCAAAGUGCUGAAAUGCAUCAAUCCGGUGUUAAUGUCAGAUGUGGUGCUGGGUCAAUAUGUGGGUGACCCAGAAGGGGAAGGCGAUGCCAAAUUGGGUUACCUUGAUGAUCCCACAGUUCCUAAAGGAUCCACUCAGUCCACAUUUGCCACAGCAGUGCUGUACGUGCACAAUGAGCGCUGGGAUGGCGUUCCUUUCAUCCUCCGCUGUGGAAAAGCUCUAAAUGAGAGGAAGGCCGAGGUGCGGCUGCAAUUCACAGACGUCCCCGGGGACAUUUUCGGAAAUCAGUGUCGCCGAAAUGAGCUGGUGGUUCGUGUGCAACCCAAUGAAGCCGUUUACGCCAAGAUGAUGAGCAAGAAACCAGGCGUGUACUUCUGCCCCGAGGAAACGGAGCUGGAUCUCACCUACAAGAGCAGAUAUAAGGAUGUAAAGCUACCAGAUGCCUAUGAACGUCUCAUUCUGGACGUUUUCUGUGGGAGUCAGAUGCACUUUGUACGCAGUGAUGAAUUAAAAGAAGCCUGGAGGAUCUUCACUCCACUCCUUCACCAAAUAGACAAUGAGAAGCCAAAGCCUAUUCCUUACAAAUACGGAAGCCGGGGUCCAACAGAAGCAGAUGACCUUGCAAAGAGAGUCGGAUUCCGCUAUGAAGGCACCUACAAAUGGGUGAACCCCAAUAAACUUUAGUUGCGCUGAUUGCAGGGAGGUCGGUAGAAUAGUCCGGUGGGGUGCAACAUGGUAGGUGAGCCACAAUAUGUUUCAACAUAGUUUACAGAGUGACACGUAUCUACUGUGUGGCUCUAUCUCAGGUAAAUAUGUAAUUUCUCUGAGACACUUUAUCAGAUGUUCAAAAGAGUGAUUAAUUUAACCAAGUUGACACUAUCCUAUUUUGUGUUUUUUAAAUAACUCAUUUAUGGGAAACAGUUAGUUUGGGAACAAAACAAAUCUGAAUAUUUAGUCCAUACCCUCAGCUACCUAGUCGACUGCCAUACUGGAGUGUGGAGUGUGUACCAAAAAGAUGGUAACUAUAACAACGCAGAGUAGAGCACUGUGCACAAGCAAAACCUUCUAUUGUGAUUGUAAUACCACAAAGCUUGCGUUUUAUUCAUCGCAUUUGGUGGAACUUUUGUUUGCCUUCUCUUGCCUGUUACCGGAACACUGGCUCUUGUAAAUAGACAUAAAAGUAAAAGCCGGUAAUCUUAUUUUUGCAGCAUUUGUAUUGAAAAAGUCUUAAGUGUCCUCAAGGACGAGACUGUAAAAACUCUUGCAUAACCUCCCUCUGAUCGCAUUCCCUUUUGUUUACAUUUUCACUCAAGUUACACAGGUUCAUUCCAUAUUUUAAAAAGCACUCUUCACGGCAGCUCGUAAUGACCAACUGCGUACUGCUUUUCUCUGCACUAUCAUGUCAUGCUAGAAAUACUACUUUCAAAUCUUGUAAUAAAGUACAUUUGCCUCUUUGUUUCA
Messenger RNA from Corythoichthys intestinalis (scribbled pipefish), 2369 nucleotides. RefSeq names its product glucose-6-phosphate dehydrogenase (gene g6pd). The transcript has 13 exons. Gene Ontology annotation, biological process: pentose-phosphate shunt, oxidative branch; glucose metabolic process. Gene Ontology annotation, cellular component: cytosol. Gene Ontology annotation, molecular function: glucose-6-phosphate dehydrogenase activity; NADP binding. The record is from RefSeq and is a predicted model, not a curated record. Lineage: Eukaryota; Metazoa; Chordata; Actinopteri; Syngnathiformes; Syngnathidae. Bases 21 to 1592 code for a protein of 523 amino acids.